GCGCACACCACGACUACCAAAGACAAUGGCUCUGCGCGCUGCUGAAUGGCACAAGUUGCCUACAAGUCUCACCGAGCUAUGCAUCAACACCACGCUGCGAUGUGGCCAAUCGUUCAGAUGGCGCAAGUCAGCUGAUGACGUGUGGUCGAUGGUUCUCCAUGGUCGCAUACUCUCCCUCCGUCAAGAUGCCGAAUAUCUCCACUAUCGCGCGACGUAUCCACCUGUCACCACCGCUCUCCCUACGCCGCCUCCGUCCAAGGCGCCCUCAGUCGCCCCCGAAGAAGACGAUACUCUUGCCCUUGUGGAGCACUACUUCAACCUUGCGCCCCAACUUGGCCAGCUAUACGAACAAUGGGCAGCCUCCGACGCCAACUUCAAGAAGCGCGCACCCAAGUUCACAGGCAUAAGAAUUCUGCGGCAGGAUGCUUGGGAGGCACUCAUCGGCUUUAUAUGCAGUAGCAACAACAACAUCAGUCGCAUAUCUGGUAUGGUGCACAAUCUCUGCUUGCACUACGGACCGCAUAUAGGAACUAUCGACGACAUACCCUACCACGAUUUCCCCACGCCCGAUGCCCUCUCAGGCCCCGACGUCGAAGCGCAUCUCACGAAGCUUGGAUUUGGAUAUCGGGCCAAAUACAUCGCGAAGACUGCGCGGAUGGUCUCUGAAGACAAGGGUAUGAAGUGGCUGGAGGACCUGAGUAAUCCAGAGUGUCCGCAGUUUGGCGUACAAGAGAAGCCGGCUGGAGAGAUGCUCGAAGGUGGUCGCGAGGGCUACCGGCAAGCACACGAGGAGCUGCUUGCCCUCCAUGGUGUAGGCCCAAAGGUCGCCGACUGUGUGUGUCUCUUCGGUCUCGGCUGGUCUGAGUCUGUACCCGUCGACACGCAUGUCUGGCAGAUUGCACAGAAAGACUACAGAUUCGGUAAGGGAAAGCACAGUAGCCUGACCGCUGCCACAUACGCUGCGAUUGGAAACCUGUUCCGGAAGUUGUGGGGGAAGGAAGCUGGAUGGGCGCAUUCCGUCUUAUUCACAGCUGACCUGAAGGCAUUCUCAGAUAGAGUCGUCGCAAAGGUCGAGGUGAAGGAAGAGGAAGUGACAAUAAAGAAAGAGGAAGAGGACAUUGCCUUGGCAGAGACAGUCAGAAAGGAGCUUGUCAAACGAAAGCGCAUAAAGAAGGAGCCCGAGGAGGAGCAAUCAGUGGUCACAGUGAAACAAGAGGGCACACGUAGGAGCAAGCGACAACGAACUUAGAGUAGCCCUUCAAUCAACACAGCAAUACCCUCACCUUCACGGCUGGCAGUCACCCUAGUAUCGCAUUCCACGACUCUGCUGCCCAAGCAAAAAAAGGUCCUUGCCAUCCAGGUUGGCAAAAAGAAGGUC
Alternaria rosae is the source of this 1378-nucleotide messenger RNA. RefSeq names its product DNA glycosylase. Gene Ontology annotation, biological process: base-excision repair, AP site formation; base-excision repair; nucleotide-excision repair. The record is from RefSeq and is a predicted model, not a curated record. Gene Ontology annotation, cellular component: nucleus. Gene Ontology annotation, molecular function: damaged DNA binding; 8-oxo-7,8-dihydroguanine DNA N-glycosylase activity. Bases 26 to 1249 code for a protein of 407 amino acids. The transcript has 2 exons. Lineage: Eukaryota; Fungi; Ascomycota; Dothideomycetes; Pleosporales; Pleosporaceae.